Molecule: messenger RNA, 1160 nt
Organism: Amborella trichopoda
Lineage: Eukaryota; Viridiplantae; Streptophyta; Magnoliopsida; Amborellales; Amborellaceae
Product: RNA exonuclease 4
Biological process (GO): rRNA processing
Cellular component (GO): nucleus
Molecular function (GO): 3'-5' exonuclease activity; nucleic acid binding
Source: RefSeq, a predicted model, not a curated record
CUCCACAUAUUCAUACAAAUGGAUGGGAGAUGUGAUGCAUCUGAGACUCUGAGGAAUAAAUGUGCUGCUUGCUAUAAGCAAUACAAUAAAGUGGAGCACCUGGUUGAGCACAUCAGAGUUUCAUAUCAUUCUGUUCAUGAGCCCACCUGUGGGAUUUGCAAGAAGCACUGCAGAUCAUUUGAGUCCCUGAGAGAACAUCUCAUAGGUCCAUUGCCAAAAGUUGAAUGUGCAAGGAUCUUCAGCACUAGGGGAUGCAGCUUGUGCUUGAACAUCUUUGAUUGCUCAAAUUCUCUUAGGAGGCACAGAGACACAUGCCAACUCUCCUCUCCACUUCUCUAUGGCUCAAUUUCUCGACUAUCAUUGUCAAACAUGUAUGUUGAGGGUAACUUAGCAUCAAAAAAUGGACGAAAUGGAAGCCAAGCUGUGGGCCUAGCCUGCCAAGUUGUUGGUGGUGGCAUUGAUGGAUCACUUAACAUUUGUGCAAGGGUUUGCCUUGUUGAUGAGGAUGAAAAUGUUAUUUUUCAUUCCUAUGUUAAGCCACAUAUACCUGUAACCAACUAUAGGUAUGAAAUGACUGGCAUAAGAGCUGAGCAUCUAAGGGAUGCAUUACCAUUGAAGCAAGUCCAAAAGAAGAUCCAAGACAUCUUAUACAAUGGGGAAGUUUUAUGGAGGAUACGAUCCAAAGGAGGAAAAGCAAUGGUUCUUGUGGGUCAUGGUUUGGAUCAGGAUCUAGAAUGUUUGUUGAUGGAUUAUCCUUCACAUUUGAUUAGGGACACAGCCAAGUACCCUCCCUUGAUGAAAACAAGCAAGCUUAGCAACUCACUCAAGUACCUCACUCAAGCCUAUCUAGGGUACGAUAUUCAAAGUGGCAUACAUGACCCUUACGAGGACAGUGUGGGUGCAAUGAGGCUCUACAAGAGGAUGCAUUCUCAACUUCACCCCACAGAGGAUCCUCUACCUCCAAAUGCCACUAUAAACUCUACCAAUUUGCCCUCAUGGAGGCUCAAGGAAUUUGAGAGGAUGACACCGGAUGCAUUGUUGGAUAUUUCUAGGUCGGAUUACUAUUGCUGGUGCUUGGACUCAAAACAAGCACUAGAUUAUUGAGAUGUGUGCAUGAGAUCCUUCCAAAUUUAAUGUUUAAUCCCAUUGUAUUAGUCAAG